Messenger RNA from Trifolium pratense (red clover), 10830 nucleotides. RefSeq names its product BEACH domain-containing protein B. Lineage: Eukaryota; Viridiplantae; Streptophyta; Magnoliopsida; Fabales; Fabaceae. The record is from RefSeq and is a predicted model, not a curated record. Gene Ontology annotation, molecular function: protein binding. The coding region runs from base 486 to 10244 and encodes 3252 amino acids. The transcript is spliced from 41 exons.
ACCUCGAAAACCAAAACAUACUUUCACCAUUUCCGCCACCUGUUAUUAGAGUGGAAAAAGGAAAAAGAAAAACCCAACCCAGGGUAAAACCGAAAUUACACUAAUUUCCGAGGUUUGCUUUUCAACACUUUCCUUUCUCUUACGCAUUCCUCCGAUUCUUACAGUAAUAAUACAAUUUUCCCUGAUUCCAUUAUCGAUUCGCAAUUAAAACCAGAUUACACUAGAAUCUCCGUUCCGAUCUCAAUUCACAAACCCUAACAUUCAAUCUUCUCUUCAGUUACCGCUCCCUCCAUCUUCUAAUCAGAUUUGAAGGUUGGUUCGCCAUAGUUAUCAGUGUUGGUUUAAAGCGUUUGUGAAUUUUUGACACUGUGCAACACUCAACUAGAUUGUGUCAUAUCACAUUUCAAAAUUAGUCUUACGAGAAGUGAUUACUGGAACUGUCAUUUUCAUCAUGAAGCUUCACAAAUAGAUUGUGGUGAGAAACGAUGAAUAUCGUUAAGGGUGUCGCCGACCUUAUACGAAGAACUUCCAGUGGGCAAAGUGGCGAAUCAUCAAGUUUACAGACUCAGAAGUUCUCUCCUCCUGGGCCUAAGAUUCGGUUCAGUGAUGCCGGGGAUGAAGCCAUAGUAAAUAUUCUCUGGGAGCGAUAUCAGAAAGUUGAUGAUAAGGCGGAGAAGAAGAGGCUGCUUCAUGUUUUCAUCAAGCAAUUUGUAGUUGCCUUCAAUGAUUGGGAACCUGUAAAUUCUGGAAUAUUAUUAGAGUCUACUUCUGAGAAUUUUUCAUCUGCUGAUGACGUGGUCCUCGGCUGCUCAGCUGGACAUCCUGUUGAAGUCAUUCGGGUAUUAGUUGACGAGGUCACACAGUUAAGCUCACUAGUUACUGAGUUGAGCACCAGCAUUUUUCAAUCUCCAACAGAAUUAUCUGGGGCUGCAACCAAGUCGUAUAUUACUUCUGAAGGGUUUUUAAUUUUGGAUGCAUUGAAAAUUAUUUCCCGUUCAUUAUACAAUUGUAGACUAUUUGGAUACUAUGGUGGAAUUCAAAAACUUACAGCGCUAAUGAAAGGGGCUGUGGUCCAACUUAAAACCAUAAGUGGUGCCGUUUCUGCUGAUGAAAGUUUGUCUGACUUUGCUGUGGAGAAAAUUAAGCUGCUCCAACAAAUUCUGAUAUACAUCGUGUCAAUAUUUUAUGUUUUCAUUGACUUAGGUUCAAAUAUAGACAAAAAGGAUGAGCUGUUUUGCAGUCUGUUAGGCUUUAUUUCACGUGCUGAUGCUGCAAUCAGCUCUUCAAAUAGUUCAAAGGUUUUGUCUACUGAAGCAAGGUUACAUUGGCGUCAGAAAGCAAUUGUUUCUGUGAUGGAAGCUGGUGGUCUAAAUUGGUUAGUAGAACUAUUGCGCCUUUGUAGAAGAUUCAGCUUGAAAGAACUAUUGAUGGAUGAUUCACUCCAGUACUUGAGUUUGAAAAUCCUUUCUUUGGCUUUAUCUGCAAAUCCUCGGGGUCAAAAUCAUUUUAAAAGUAUUGGAGGGCUGGAAGUGCUGUUGGAUGGUCUUGGAUUUCCAUCAAAUUAUGCAACAACUUAUACUAAAUUUGUUUUGAGUAAUGGAUUCAGGGAUGAUAAACCAUUGCAAAAAAUAUUCCAGCUUCAUAUUCUUGCUCUGGAAGUUUUAAGGGACGCUGUCUUUGGGAACAUAAACAACUUGCAAUUUCUUUGUGAAAAUGGUAGGGUACAAAAAUUUGCCAACAGUUUUUGUUCACCGGCUUUUGUUCUUCAAGAUUUGAGACAGGGGGAGGAUUUUGCUGGACAGCAGGCUGUCAACUUGUCUGGUCCUGACAUUCGCGAAAAUGAGAAUUAUAGGAAAUCUGAUCCUGCAAUGGCUUCUGCAUGCCUUCCACCUAAUGCUUCUUUUUCUCAUUUUUGGAGUGAUUAUGUCCUUAUGCUGAGCAAAAGUCUCUGUUCAUUUCUUAUAAUUCCUGGAGCUUCACAAUCUCUUAAUAUCCAACCAUCUUCUGGUCGACUUGCAUUGCCUGUUUCCUCAUCAUAUUGUGAACUGUCAAUCAAAUGGGUCACGAGGGUUCUUUUUACAAUAUUUCCCUGCAUCAAAGCUUGCUCAAAUCAGAAUGAUUUGCCAAGCUAUUUAAGGGUCUUUGUCACUAUUUUACAGAAUACAGUUCUCAAUGCAUUUAGAAAUCUUCUUUCUACUUCUCCAAUGUCACUUGAAGUUUUUCGCGAAGAGGGAAUAUGGGAUCUUGUCUUUUCAGAAAAUUUCUUUUACUUCGAAUCAGCUUCAGAAGAAACUGCUGGACAGAUAUUUGCAUACAAUCAGAAGUCUGAAUUCUUGUCUGCUUCAAGUAGCACUGUUGAUACACCAGAAGUCAAUGGGGUUAAUAGUCUGCAGAUGGAAAUAAUGUCAUUUGUGGAAUUUGCUGCAACUUCUAAUGGAAAUACACACAACAUGCCUGAAUUGUCCGCUUUGUUGGAUGCACUUGAGCAUUCUGCUUUUAACCCUGAAAUUGCUGGUCUUCUUGUGAGGAGUUUGGUUAGUAUUUUGCAGCUCUCCCCCGAGAAAACUAUUGAUUCCUGCAAGACCUUGAAUGCAGUUUCUCGGGUUCUACAAGUUGCUUGCGUUCAUGCACAAGAGUGUAUAAGAUCUGGAAGUAUGGACUCCAGUGUAAAUAGCGGCUUGGAAGUUUCAGCAUCAGUGCCUGAUCAACAAAAAUGCAAUUCACCAGGGACCGUGCAAAAUUGGUUCGGUUGCAUGAAAAUGUGCAUGGAGUUCUUUACCAAGUUUUUUGCAUCAGCUGAAGAUACAAAGAGUUUUAUAUUGCAUAGUUUUGAUAGCAUUGAUUGCUUGUUUGAUUUAUUUUGGAUAGAAGGUUUGAGGGAUGACGUGCUAAGGCACAUACUUGAUCUCAUGAAGAUUAUACCAUUCUCGGAGGAAGAUAAAAAAGCAAAGUUGCAGUUAUGCUCUAAAUAUUUGGAAAUGUUUACGCAAAUAAAAGAACGUGAGAAAUUUUUUGUUGAUCUGUCUAUUGAUAUGUUGGCUGGAAUGAGAGAUAUGCUUGUUGCUAAUCAAGAAUACUAUCAGGCUCUAUUUCGUGAUGGAGAAUGCUUUUUGCAUGUUAUAUCAUUACUUAACAGUGAUCUAGACAAGGAAAAUGGGGAGAGAUUAGUUUUAAAUGUACUCCAAACACUUACUCGUUUGCUUGCAAAUAAUGAUACUUCAAAGGCCGCGUUUAGAGCUCUAGCUGGAAAGGGGUACCAGACAUUGCAGAGCCUGCUGUUGGAGUUUUGUCAGUGUCAUUCAAGUGAAAGCCUUUUAGAUGUUUUGCUUGAUAUGCUUGUUGAUGGUAAAUUUGAUAUCAAGACCAGUCCUAUAAUUAAGAAUGAAGAUGUGAUAAUAUUAUAUCUAAUUGUGCUGCAAAAGAGCAGUGAGUCAUUGCAGCAUCAUGGGCUGGAUGUGUUUCAACAACUACUAAGAGAUUCAAUUUCUAAUAGAGCUUCCUGUGUCAGAGCAGGGAUGCUUGAUUUUCUUCUGAAUUGGUUUUGCCAAGAAGAUAAUGACAGUGUGAUAUUUCAGAUCGCCCAGUUAAUUCAAGCCAUUGGUGGGCAUAGUAUAUCAGGGAAGGACAUCCGUAAAAUUUUUGCAUUACUCCGAAGUGAGAAAGUUGGGAUGAGGAGGCAGUAUUGCUCUGUUCUGUUAACAAGUCUCUUGUCAAUGCUACAUGAGAAGGGACCAACUGCCUUUUUUGAUCUCGAUGGGAUUGAUUCUGGUAUUAUUCUGAAAACGCCUGUGCAGUGGCCUCUCAAUAGGGGCUUUUCUUUUUCCUGUUGGCUCAGGAUUGAGAACUUCCCUAGAAAUGGAACAAUGGGUCUUUUCUGUUUUCUUACAGAAAAUGGUAGGGGGUCCUUGGCUGUGAUCUCAAAGGAGAAGCUCACUUAUGAGUCAAUCAACCUGAAAAAACAGCGUUCAGACCUGCACGUUAAAUUAGUCAGGAGGAGAUGGCAUUUUCUUUGCAUAACUCAUAGCAUUGGAAGAGCAUUUUCUGGGGGUAGCCUUUUGAGAUGUUACUUGGAUGGUGAUCUCGUCUCAUCUGAAAGAUGCAGGUAUGCAAAAAUCAGUGAACCGUUGACUAGUUGCAUGAUUGGCGCAAAACUUAAGAUGCCUCACUAUGAAGACAAUGCACUCACUUUUGAAUCCAUCCGUGAUUCAUGCCCAUUUUUUGGCCAAAUUGGUCCUGUUUAUUUAUUCAAUGAUGCCAUUUCUUCUGAACAAGUACAGAUUAUCUACUCUCUAGGUCCAAGUUACAUGUACUCUUUCCUUGAUAAUGAAGCUUUACCAGUUUCUGGUGAUAAAAUACCCAGUGGGAUUCUUGAUGCCAAAGAUGGUCUUGCAUCAAGAAUUAUCUUUGGACUCAACGCUCAGGCAAGUGUUGGUAGAAUGUUAUUUAAUGUUUCGCCGAUAAUAAAUAAUGCAUUAGAUAAGAAUUCUUUUGAAGCUUCUGUAAUUGGUGGGACUCAAUUAUGCUCAAGACGCAUGCUUCAGCAAAUAAUAUAUUGCGUUGGUGGUGUAUCUGUGCUUUUUCCUCUUAUCACCCAGUGUUGUAAUUUUGAAAAUGGAGUUGAGGAAUCUGAAAAGACACUACUAACACAGUCAACAAGGGAGUGUGUGAUGGGUGAAGUUAUUGAGCUUAUUGCCUCUCUUUUAGAUGAGAAUGUAGCAAAUCAACAACAGAUGCACAUUGUGUCAGGAUUUUCAGUCCUGGGAUUCUUGUUACAAUCGGUUCCUCCACAACAACUUAACCUAGAAACUCUUUCUGCUUUGAAGCAUCUUUUUAAUGUUGUCUCUAAUUCUGGACUGGCAGAGUUUCUUGUGGAAGAGGCUAUAUCUAGCAUAUUUCUUAAUCCUCUUAUCUGGGUCUAUACUGUUUACAAGGUGCAACGUGAACUGUACAUGUUUCUGAUCCAACAGUUUGACAAUGAUCCUAGAUUACUGAAAAGUUUAUGCCGCCUUCCACGUGUUCUUGAUAUAAUUCAUCAAUUCUAUUGUGAUAAUGUAAAGUCUCGAAUAUUUAUUGGAAAUAACCUUCUUCAACAUCCUGUGAGCAAAAAAGUUAUCGGGGAAAGGCCUAGUAAAGAAGAAAUGCACAAGAUCCGUCUUCUUUUGUUGAGUCUUGGUGAAAUGAGUCUCAGGCAGAAUAUUGCUACUGGAGACAUAAAAGCUCUCAUAGCAUUUUUUGAGACAAGUCAGGAUAUGACCUGUAUUGAAGAUGUUUUGCACAUGAUUAUUCGUGCUGUUUCUCAGAAACCUCUACUUGCUUCUUUCCUUGAACAAGUUAAUAUUAUCAAUGGUUGUCAGGUUUUUGUCAACCUUCUCCAGAGGGAGUAUGAGUCUAUCCGAUUGCUGAGCUUACAGUUCCUUGGGAGGCUUUUGGUUGGCCUUCCGUCUGAAAAGAAGGGGUCAAGAUUCUUCAAUCUCCCAUUGGGAAGAUCCAAAUCUAUUUCAGAAAACGAUAGGAAAAUUAGAAUGCAACCAAUUUUCUUAGCUAUAUCUGAUAGACUUUUCAGCUUUCCGCAGACAGAAAAUCUUUGUGCUACUUUAUUUGAUGUUCUUCUUGGUGGUGCUAGCCCCAAACAGGUUUUACAAAGACACAGUCACCAUGAGAAGGUGAAAAGCAAGGCCAGCAAUUCUCAUUUUUUACUUCCUCAGAUGUUGCCUCUGAUUUUUAGAUAUUUGACUGGCUGUGAGGAUACAGCUGCAAGAAUUAGAAUAAUCAGGGAUAUACUUGACCUUCUUGAUUCAAAUGCUUCAAAUAUCGAAGCUUUUAUGGAAUAUGGGUGGAAUGCUUGGCUAACAUCUUCUCUCAAGCUUGGUGUGUUAAAGGACAAAAAUGUCAAGUUGCCUAAUCAUGAUAACAGUCAAAGGGAUGAGCUGCUUGUGGUGAGAAACUUGUUUUCUCUAGUUCUGUGUCACUAUCUGCAUUCUGUAAAAGGUGGCUGGCAGCAGUUGGAAGAAACAGUCAAUUUCCUUGUUAUGCACUCUGAGGAGGGUGGCAAUUCAUAUAGGUUCUUUCUCCGUGAUAUAUAUGAAGAUGUGAUUCAGAAUUUGGUGGAUUUGUCAGCUGCGGAGAAUAUUUUCAUUUCACAACCCUGUCGGGACAAUACACUCUACCUUUGGAAAUUGAUUGAUGAGAUGCUCAUCUCCGAAAUUGAUAAAGAACUCCCGCUCCUUGGAAGUGAAUCUGAUUUUCACCUUGAUUUGGAAAUGGAAUGUCACAAGGAGUACAGUUCUGCCUUAAAAGACGUGUUGAUAGGAGAAGCUGAUGAACAGGCUUCUAGAAAAUCACAAAAUUUUAAGCAGCCAAUACCAUGUGACGAUACAAUUGAAGAGAAAUGGUGGAAUCUCUAUGAUAGUUUGUGGGUUGUUAUUAGCAAGAUGAAUGGCAAGGGACCUAGCAACGUGUUACCCAAAUCAUCGUCAUUUGCAGGACCAUCUCUUGGUCAAAGGGCUCGUGGUUUAGUUGAGUCAUUAAACAUUCCGGCUGCCGAAGUGGCUGCAGUUGUUGUAUCAGGAGGGAUAGGCAAUGCUUUGACUGCAAAACCUAACAAAAGUGUUGAUAAAGCAAUGGUUUUACGAGGAGAGAGGUGCCCUAGAAUUAUUUAUCACCUCGUUAUUCUUUAUUUGUGUAAAUCUUCUCUAGAAAAGGCAUCGCGCUGUGUCCAACAGUUCACCUCACUUUUACCUUGCCUUUUAACUGCUGAUGAUGAGCAAAGCAAGAGUAGGCUGCAACUUAUCAUCUGGGUACUGCUUUUUGUUAGGUCACAGUAUGGAAUGUUGGAUGAUGGUGCUCGUUUUCAUCUUUUAUCACAUUUGAUUCGUGAGACUGUCAAUAUUGGAAAAUCAAUGCUUGCUACUAGCCUUGUGAGCCGCGAUGACACCUUGGAUCCUAACUACAAUUCAAAAGACGCAGGAUCCAUUCAAAAUUUAAUUCAAAAGGAUCGUGUUCUGGCAGCAAUCAGCGAUGAAGCUAAUUAUACAAAGAUAUCAAAAAUUGACCGCACCCAGCAGAUACAGGAACUUCGUAGUAGAAUAGAUGAAAACACCACUGCAGAAUCUACUAGUAAGCAAGCUCUUGAAGAUGAGAUCCAGAGUAGCUUGAACUCCAUUCUUUCUUCAAAUGAUAUCAGAAGAGCUGAAUUCCAGCUUACCUAUGAGGAGGAGCAGCAAAACGUUGCUGAAAAAUGGAUACACAUGUUUCGAUCAUUAAUCGAUGAGAGGGGUCCAUGGUCUACUAAUCCUUUUCCAAAUUGUGUUGUAACACAUUGGAAACUUGACAAGACAGAAGACACAUGGCGAAGGAGGCCAAAACUAAGGCAAAAUUAUCAUUUUGAUGAAAUUCUCUGUAAUCCUCCUUCUGCCACUGCUAGUGGAGUUGCUAGUCCUCUUAAUGAAAGUAAUCCUGGUUCUGUGGGUAAUAUACCUGAACAAAUGAAGCAGCUCUUGCUGAAAGGGAUAAGAAAAAUAACUGACGAGGGAUCCUUUGACACCAAUGAAACCAUUGGUGAAAUAAGUGGACCUAAUACAUCAAUUGCCCCUGAUAAUUUGGAUGGCCAAUCUUCUGACUUACUAAAGGAUAACAGUGACAGAAAGGAUGUUGUGCAUGAACGGAGAGACACUUCCUCUUCACCCGAGACAGAAGCCAGCGAGGUGCUUGUGUCAAUUCCAUGUGUUCUGGUGACUCCAAAGAGAAAAUUAGCUGGUCAUCUGGCAGUCAUGAAAAAUGUUUUGCAUUUCUUUGCUCAAUUCUUAGUAGAAGGUACCGGCGGAUCAUCCGUCUUUAGAAACUUUGAUGCCUUGAGUAAUUCUGAUCUGACCAAGUCCGUUCAGAAGCAAAGAUCAAUGAAGUGGCCUGCUUCUGAUAUGGAUCUUCAGAAGGGAAUUACAGUCGGUAAUGUAGAGGUAAUAAAUGGAAAUGGCCCUGUUAAACUUAUGAGGUGUGUUAAACGCCAUCGAAGGUGGAGCAUGGCUAAGAUAAAAGCUGUUCAUUGGACCCGAUAUUUGCUCAGAUAUACUGCAAUAGAGAUUUUCUUCAGUGGUUCAGUUUCCCCAGUAUUUCUGAACUUCACCUCACUGAAGGAUGCAAAAGAUAUAGGAAACUUGAUAGUUGCUACCAGAAAUGAAUAUUUAUUUCCCAAAGGAAGUGGAAGGGACAAGAGUGGACCUAUAAAUUUUGUUGAUCGACGAGUGGCACAGGAAAUGGCAGAAACUGCACGAGAAAGCUGGAGGAGAAGGGAUAUAACAAACUUUGAAUAUCUGAUGAUACUCAACACGCUUUCUGGCAGAUCUUAUAAUGAUUUGACCCAAUAUCCUGUUUUUCCUUGGGUAUUGGCUGAUUACACGUCAGAGGUUCUUGAUUAUAAUAAAUCAUCUACAUUUCGAGAUCUGUCAAAGCCUGUUGGAGCGCUUGAUAGCAAAAGAUUUGAGGUGUUUGAAGAUAGAUACCGUAACUUCUGUGAUCCUGAUAUACCCAGCUUCUACUAUGGAUCUCAUUACUCAAGUAUGGGCAUUGUGCUUUAUUACCUUCUUAGAUUGGAGCCAUAUACCUCUCUUCACCGUAAUCUGCAGGGGGGUAAAUUUGAUCACGCUGACAGACUAUUUCAUAGCCUCGAGGCCACAUUCAGAAAUUGCCUUACAAAUACCAGUGAUGUGAAGGAGUUAAUACCCGAGUUCUUUUACAUGCCUGAGUUUCUAUUGAAUUCAAAUUCUUAUCAUCUAGGAGUUAGACAGGAUGGUGAACCUAUUGGGGAUGUUUUUCUCCCUCCAUGGUCGAAGGGUUCCCCUGAAGAAUUUAUUAGGAGAAACCGGGAGGCCCUUGAAAGUGAAUAUGUCAGUUCAAAUCUUCAUCACUGGAUAGAUUUGAUAUUUGGAUACAAGCAACGUGGUAAACCUGCUGUAGAGGCAGCGAACAUAUUCUACUACUUAACUUAUGAAGGAGCUGUUGAUUUGGAAACGACGGAAGAUGAUUUGCAAAGAGCAGCCAUAGAAGACCAAAUAGCCAACUUUGGUCAGACCCCAAUUCAGAUUUUUCGCAAGAAACACCCAAGAAGAGGGCCACCUAUUCCAAUUGCACGCCCUCUGUACUUUGCUCCUGAUUCCAUUAGUUUGACUUCCAUUGUUCCUAAUACAAGUCAUUCUUCAUCACCUAUACUGUAUGUUGGUCUAAUGGACUCAAAUGUUAUCCUUGUGAAUGAGGGUCUCAACUUGUCUGUUAAGACGUGGGUAUCAACUCAACUGCAAUCUGGUGGAAAUUUUACAUUUUCUGGUUCACAGGACCCUUUCUUUGGAGUUGGUUCCGAAAUGCUUUCACCACGUAAAAUUGGUAUUCCUGUGCCUGAAUAUGUUGAACUUGGAGAACAAUGCUUUGCAACAAUGCAGACACCCUCCGAGAAUUUCUUAAUAUCAUGUGGAAAUUGGGAAAAUAGUUUCCAGGUCAUAUCAUUAAGUGAUGGCAGAAUGGUGCAAAGUAUUCGACAGCAUAAGGAUGUGGUGAGCUGUAUUGCAGUUACAUCGGAUGGGAGUAUCCUUGCAACUGGAAGUUAUGAUACGACAGUAAUGGUUUGGGAAGUUUUUCGUGGUAAAACAGAAAAGAGAAUUCGGAACAGUCCGUCUGAGUUACCUCGUAAGAACUAUGUCAUAGUUGAAACUCCAUCCCAUAUCCUUUGUGGGCAUGAUGAUAUAAUAACUUGCUUAUAUGUUAGUCACGAGCUUGAUAUCAUAAUUAGUGGAUCAAAAGAUGGAACAUGUGCAUUCCACACCUUGCGGGAAGGGAGAUAUGUCAGAUCCUUACGGCAUCCUUCAGGCUGUCCUAUAUCAAAGCUAGUUGUCUCUCAGCAUGGUCAAAUUGUGAUUUAUGCUGAUGAUGAUCUUAGUUUGCACCUGUAUUCAAUAAAUGGAAAACAUCUUGCUGCCUCUGAAUCAAAUGGACGUCUCAAUACUAUCCAGUUGAGCAAAUGUGGUGAGUUUUUGGUAGGCGCAGGUGACCAGGGGCAGAUUGUUGUUCGCUCUAUAAACACGCUAGAAGUUGUUAAGAAAUACCAAGGGGUUGGAAAGGUUUUAACAUCUUUGACAGUAACCCCAGAAGAAUGCUUCUUAGUGGGCACAAAAGAUGGAAUCCUCCUUGUGUAUUCAAUAGAAAAUCCUCAGCUACGGAAAAUGAGCCACAACAAAAAUAUGAAAUCAAAAACUUAACAGAAAAGAUAGCAGUGCAUGUGGAAGAAGCAUGUGGAAUUUUAACAGUUAGAGAUGCCCCGUGAUAACUGUUCCAGGUGCACCCAUUGAGUAUAUGUUUUCCGGUUACUCAAUCUUGCCAUUUUAUUGAGUUCUGGAUGUUAUCCCACGAAGCGCUCGGCCUGUGGGAUACAGAAUUGAAAUGUGAGAGCACACCAGCUUUAUCUGAAUAUAGAGAACAUAGUUUGACAUCUUUAUACUGGAAUAUAGGAACUGAGUGGAUUUUCUUCCACUUACUGAGCAUCAUGAGACAGUAACUCCCCAAAUCGGUUUUUGUGUUUUAGAUUACAGGAAGCUAUAGACUGGGGGUUUUGUUCAUACAUGUACAUUGUAUUUGUUAAAUCUUCAAUGGGAUUUUGGGGAUUUGUGUGCACUAAAAUUGUAGCUACUAUUUUUUUUUUUUUUUUGUUAACAUACCAGAAGUAUAUUUGUACAGAUAGGCUUGAAUGCCUUAUGUUAACAAGAAAAAUAUAUCCUCGUUAAUGUGAUGUACUUUACUGUAAAAGGACCAAUUUUAAUAGAUUGUGAUGGCUAUUAUUAAAUGAAA